CGAACUCGAGGUCUCAGUACAAGCCUGCCGCUACGCCAGGCGCAGGUGCAGCCUCAGCCUCAGCCUCCACCGGAAAAGCCGGUCAACUUCUACCAGACACACGGGCGGGCAGUGUUCAAGGCGCUCACGCUCGCCUUUCUGAGCUACCAGAUCGUAUACUGGACGUGGUUGACGUUGGAGACGGAGGAGAUUAAGGACCAGAAGAACCGCGAGAUCGAGACGUUGGAACGCGAGGUGCGGUUGUUGGAUGAGAGUCGCCGAGCGCAGAAGUCGGGUGGCUAA
Capronia epimyces CBS 606.96 is the source of this 282-nucleotide messenger RNA. RefSeq lists its product as uncharacterized. The annotation marks the transcript as partial. The transcript has a single exon. Lineage: Eukaryota; Fungi; Ascomycota; Eurotiomycetes; Chaetothyriales; Herpotrichiellaceae. The record is from RefSeq and is a predicted model, not a curated record.